CGAGAGACAGAGACGGAGAGGGAGGAGGCUGCUCUCAUCAAAGGACCUCUCAGACUCUACAAGUUAAUGAGGGAUGUAGCCGAGACCCUGAAGCCUUUCGGACACCAACGGCUACACCCAAGCAGACGGAGAGGCUGAAGGACGGACGGACCAAGUGGGAGAAAAAAUAAAAACCCUGAAGACAAAAGUUCAAAAUGACAUGGCGUGAGGAGCUACGCAGUCGGCAGUUCUGGCGUGCCAUGGUGGCUGAGCUGCUCGGCACCCUGGUGUUAGUGAGCGCAGUGCUGGGUGCCUCAGUGCCCGGGCCUGGAGGGUCCCCGGGGGGGCCCCUGUACCCGGCGGUGGCAGUGGGAGCGGUGAUCGUUGCCGUGGGACACUGUUUUGGAGAAAUAAGCGGGGCACAGGUGAAUCCUGCAUUGACUCUGUCUCUGUUGGUCACACGGAGGCUGGACGCUCUCCGGGCCUUUGUUUACAUUGCUGCUCAGUGUUUUGGAGCCUGUUUAGGAGCCGGGGCCCUCUACCUGGCCCUGCCACUCAAAACCACUGCAGACCACUUUGUCAACAGGGUACCCGUAGAGUUGAAUGCAGCCCAGGCCCUGGGCAUCGAGGUUCUCUGCACCUUCCAGUUGGUCUUCACUGUCUUCUCCGUUGAGGACCAGAGACGGAGAGAGAGUCCAGAACCGGGAAACUUGGCCAUUGGAUUAGCACAUACUGCUGGAGUCCUAAUAGGGGCGCGGUUCUCUGGUGCAAGUAUGAAUCCUGCGCGAACUCUGGGUCCAGCCAUAAUCACUGGCUUCUGGGAAAACCACUGGGUUUAUUGGAUCGGACCUGUUUUCGGUGCCAUUAUGGCUGGAGUGUCCUACGAGUUCUUCUUCACGCGCAGCGCCUCUCGUCAGAAGCUGGUGGCCUGUUUGACCUGUAAGGACAUCGAAAUCGUGGAGACAACCAGCAUGACCGGAUCGUCGCUGUCCACGGUCACACAGAACGCCUCCAGAGCCAAGCAGGCCAACAAACAGGAGAACAACUGACGGCGCGUGCAUGAAGAAACAUUCGUGAAGGUGCAGAGUGUACGACUCAGACGUGUGAUCAUACUUGACGGCAGCAGAGGCCAAAGGAAAAAGGAGAAGUUGUGUUCGAGGUCCUCACAUAUAAAUAGGUGCCAGUGAGCCAUGGGAAUGAAAUUUGGUCAGGAGAUAUCAUCUAUUCUGUAAAACAUCAUUUUGAGUUAAAGCACCUUAUGACAAACUCCACGUUCUGAUGAAAAAAAAAUUGGGUAGCGUAGAGGAGCUUGAGCUAGUUUGUCUCACUGAAGGUGUCAUGUUGAACCCCAAAAUUAACCCCAACAGGUGAACACAAAGACGAAGAUGUUCAUAUGUCAGAUGUUCAUGAUUUGUCUCCGGUUGCACCAAUGGGGAAAAAAUGUCUUGCUGCAGGUAAGAGAAUAUAAAUCCAAAAAGUAGUUUGCACAUCGCGAAACGUACAGAUGAGCCAGAGACGACUGCAAACCACCUCAACAAAACAAAUUACCAAGCAACGCUAACAUCUAAAGACACUAAAAGCCACUGAAAACCAAAAACGGGUGCCACAGCAAAAAAUAUUUAGCUGACUGAGGGUUUGAGUCACUGCUUAUGAAAUCAACUCACUGUCUCUAAAUAGAAAAGAGAAAGUGUCUUUUUUCUCUUCUUUUAAAGUUACACGGUCUUGAAUUAAACCUGUAAUGACUUAGCCUGAUCGUCAACACUAAGAUCUCAUCAAAUCGUGUCUGCAGGCAUCCAUUAGCUCAUGUUUUACCUUUUCAUGAGACCGCCUGUAAUCUAAAACAUCAUAUACUUCAUCGUCCCAUGGUUCAUAAUUGAGCAAUAUUACCCGAGAGGGUGUGUUGCAUAAAUUCAGGUUAAAAUAAAUGAGUUUUGCUUGUUGAGACAUAUUAAAGAGGACGCUGCGCGUUAAAGGGGCUGAAUGUGACCUCCGAGGUCCACGUCAUUAGUGUGUGAGAAGGUGCAGCCAAUGCUGCGAGACUCAGUAUUCACUCUCGCAUUUGCACAUGAUUAUAAUAUGUAAUGGAGACUCAUUGAAAUCCUGCUGAAAAACACCCUCAUGUUCCAGUUGUAUCUUGUGUUUGUGAAUGCUUUGAAAUGCUAAAGAGGUCCUUACCCUGCACCGUGGGUUCAAUGAUGCUCUCAAUCAGUCCUGCAGCUCUCUCAUGUCUGCGCCUGUUAGCGUCUGUCUCCUCUCUGAGGCCUCCUAUUCACAAUCAAAUGGGCCUCAUACCUCUGUAAUGGCUCUACAGAAAGAACACCUUCAGUUCGAAUAAGCUUUGUAAUUUGGAUCAGAUGUAAUGAGCGUGCCGUUUGGGUUGUGUGAGAGAAACCUUUCAUCAUAUUUGUAUGUUGGUAUAAACUGCUGUUUUUGUCUUAUAUUAGUUUGCAUGUAAGUUCAGUUUAAUUGGUUUUGCAGCGGUUGUGUCUACCUCAAGACACCACUAAAUUAAAUAAGAUUCCUUUUUUAAUUUUUUUUGGAGCCCUUUAAAGCAACACUCAAACUGUGUAUUUGUUCUAUGUGAAUGUUAACAAUUAUAAUAAGACUUUAUUGCCAUCUGAAACAGUCUGAAAUAAAACCAUUUAAGCAGUUGGUGUCAGUAUGAAAGUGUCGUUUGAAUGCACAAGCGCACACGCUAUACUAUAUAUUAUACUCACACAUGUACACACAGUUACACGAUAAACAAUUGUAGACACACACA
Molecule: messenger RNA, 2740 nt
Organism: Mugil cephalus (flathead mullet)
Lineage: Eukaryota; Metazoa; Chordata; Actinopteri; Mugiliformes; Mugilidae
Product: aquaporin AQPAe.a
Exons: 6
Coding region: 195-1028 (277 amino acids)
Biological process (GO): transmembrane transport
Cellular component (GO): plasma membrane
Molecular function (GO): water channel activity
Source: RefSeq, a predicted model, not a curated record